Molecule: messenger RNA, 7004 nt
Organism: Parasteatoda tepidariorum (common house spider)
Lineage: Eukaryota; Metazoa; Arthropoda; Arachnida; Araneae; Theridiidae
Biological process (GO): RNA export from nucleus; protein import into nucleus
Cellular component (GO): nuclear pore
Molecular function (GO): structural constituent of nuclear pore
Source: RefSeq, a predicted model, not a curated record
AUUCAUUUUGUUCUUUGAAAUGUGGCUUGCGCAAUAGCUCGAAGCGAUGCAUGAGAUUUUCUCAACCAAUCACAUUCAACUUAUCAAUGCCGCCAUGUUUACUAAGGCUAGUGCGUUUUGUUGGAAUGUUAACUUGAUGGAAAUAAUAAAAUUAUGAUAACUAUGAAGUAAAACAAUAAAUUAACUCAAUUUUAAUUAUUACCGUGAAACAUUGUGUUCUGAAAUGGAUAAAAGAUCGCUUCACAACAAGCGUAAAAAGAACUCUUCGAGGACACAUGAGCGCUCUAACCAAGGUAUUUUUGACAAAGUUGCAUCAAAAGUAAAAGGUUUUCUAAAUCCGUGGCUUUCCAUUUGGAAUUCAGUAACAGAAGAGGAUUGCAGCAGCUCAAGUGACAAUGAAGAUGCUCUACAAGAACCAGAGCUUGUGCCUCAAAUUACUUUGCAGAGUGCUAAAAGGCCUAGACUAAGUGAUCAUUCUCUGCCAGGGUGCUCUAGCAAUUCACUGCAUAUUGAACCUACCCGAGAGAUAGACUAUACUUCAUCUCUCCCUUCUCGGGGCAUUAACAGACUGAAAUUACAUGAACAUUCUGUGCCUGGUUGCUCAACAGAUGUUUUUAGUCAAGCAUCACAAGAACAGGACUAUUCAAUUCAGAACUCUACUCAUGGUAGCAAAAGACAAAGACUGAAUUUGGAUCAAAAUCCUAAUCUUUUAAGUGCGGGUACUCAGACAUGGCUAGAAGUGCCAGAGAGACCUAAUCUUUAUAGUCAGGCGUCUGCCCAUAUACCAUCAAGCAAUGUGCAGAAUUCUUUAAUUGAAAACAAAGAUUCGUCUGUAAUCCUAAAUGGUGAUGAUCAUUCUGAAAAUAGUGAAGGAUCAGCAUCUACAAGUGGUUGUUCCUCUCUUGUAUCCCACAAAGAUAGAAUUAACUGUAUGUCUUCAAUUAUGUUAAGUGAAAGUGAUAUAAAAAGUAGGAGAGAUGCUGCUUCUCAGAAAGGAAAAAUACCUGGUGAUAUUAACUGUAGCCGAAUGUCUUUAUGGUCAUCAGGGGGAAGCUCAGCUGUAAGGUCUGUGAGAUCCCCGACAGUAAUGCAGACAAAUCAACCAGGAUUUAGUCUCAGCACAUUUAUUGGUUCCUCUAAGCCAUCUGAUAGAAAAGUGGCUUCUCCUUUUUAUCAAGGUAAAACAUCAUAUGGUGGAGCUUCAGCCUCUAGAAGAAUGCCACCCGCUGCUGCACCUUAUCAGGUUGAUAAACCCCUAAGGAAUCAAAUUAAGUAUCGCUCAAAUGAACCGAAGGAUAGCUAUGAAGGUAUGAGCUCUGCUGCUAGGAGAAUUUUGCAAACCUUAGAAAAAAUGUCUUCUCCGGUGACUGAUGCUAAGAAGAUUCCAAACACUAAUAAAUCUCCAAUUGAUUUAUCUUUGUAUCUCAUGCCUCCUAAACAUCGAAAAAACUUUCAGUCUUCUACACCAGCUGGACCUUCUAGAGGACCUCCUAUUGCUGAUAUCAGUACUAUAUCAAAAUUAACUACAUUAAAAAAUUAUGGACAGAAGCGAUUCCAAAAUUCAAUACUGGACUCUCCUACUUUACUUAGUGAAAAGACUAGCUCUAUAUUAAAUGUAUUGCCUCAAAUUCUUCAGAGUUCACCAGAAAUGCCUUCACUCCCAAGUGGUGGUGGCAAAAUGAGAAACAAAUUACAUCAACAGCACCAGCCUGCAGCAAAAAAUAAGUUUAAUGCCAAUGAGAUGGAAUCAAGGAUGAGUGAUUAUAUAGAUACAAUCCCUGAUCCUACAGACUUGCCAGAAAUCACAUUACCUAUUACUACACUGCCGACCAUUUCAUUUGGACAAACUACAGUCAAAAAUACUUGUGAUUCUUCAAAUAAAGGAAAGAACUUCACAUUUUCUAAUCCUAUUGAACUUGUACCAAAUUCUGAGUUGUCAAAUCCAACACUCCCUGUAAUUAGUAAUUUAUCUUCAUCUUUUUUGAGUCAACCUGAUGUAAAUAAAAACCAACCAGCAAACACCUUCACCUUUUCCAAUCCAAUUGAACUUGAAAAUCCAAUUGUGACUGUAUCUACCAAUUCUAAUACACAAUGUAAGCUUAAUUUCAACUCAAAGUCUGUAGAAAGUACUUGGAAGUGCAGUGCUUGUUGGGUGAAUAAUCCUGAUUCUGUGACUAAAUGCCAGUGUUGUGAAAAUCCCAAGGAGGUUUUAUCUAAUGCUUCAAAGACAUUCUCUACAGCUACAAUGUUACCUUUUAAACCAUCUUCUCCUAAAACACCUUCAAAUGAUGAGUUACAAAAACCCGUUUCUUCUGUUCUUCCUCUUUCAACCGCUGGGUUCGGAACUGCUACUGCCAAUUCUGCAUCGACCUGGGCUUGCAGUGAAUGCUGGGUUUCUAAUCCUGCAACCAAGGAAAAGUGUGCAUGUUGUGAAGCACCUUGUCCAUCUAAGGGAAAAAUCACUGGUGGCAGUUCCAACAAAGAAUCAAGGUCAAUAAAUUCUAGCUCAAAUUCAGCUUUUGGAUGCGCUAGUAUACCAGCGUCAUCAAGUAGUCAAUCUGGCUUUAAUUUUAGUGGAUUAUCCAAAGUUCCUCAAAUUUCUUCCACGUGGGAGUGUGAUGCUUGUUUAGUGAGAAAUGAAAUGGAUAAACAAAAAUGUGUGGCUUGUGAAACACUGCGUCCAAAUAAAAGCAACCUUUCUGGUUUCUCAUUUAAGGGAACUAAUGAAGCAAAGUCUAAUGCUACCUUAAAUUUCAAUUCACCUUUAAAUAGUGCUGUGAGUUCUGGAUUUUUGUUAAAUACUACCACUGCAUCUUCUUCAACUUCUGCUACAACUACUGGAUUUACACUUAGUACUACAGUUAAACCUGUUUCUGAUGGUUUUACUUUAAAUACGAGUGAGCCAACCGCAUCAUCUGUAUCAGUAACACCAGCCUCAACUUCAACCUGUACUUUUGGUUCUGGUACACUUUCUUCUGUCAAACCUUCAUCUAUUAGCUCAGAAAACAAAGUAGCACCAACUGCUGAUGUUCCUUUUAAGUUUGGAGAUAAGACAAUUGCUACAAGUGAUCCCGCUCCUUCAUUUGGCUCAUCAAACAACCUUUUUACAUUUGGUACCAAAUCAGUUGCCACUAAUUCGCCAAAAUCUGCCGUUUCAUCAUCUGAAAACCCUACUCCUGUCGUAGGUAAUAUGCCUCAAAAACCAAUCUUUGGAAAUUCUCCAUUAUCUUCUUCUUUUGGGAAGCAAACAACAGGAGAAUUAAAAAUUCCUCCAGUUUUAAUCUCCAAAUCAAAUCCUCUCUUCCAGUUUGGAUCCACAGUUUCAUCUGGGGAAACAUCUUGGGAAUGUUCCAGUUGCCACUCCAAAAAUAAUGGUGAUAAAGAUAAGUGUGCAUCCUGCAGUGCUGCUCAAAUAGAUAAAAUCAACAAGAAUAAUAUUGAUUUACCUUUGAAAGAAAUACUUUGGAAUUGUUCUAGUUGUCCUACCAUAAAUUCAGGUGAUAUAGCAAAGUGCAUAUCCUGCGACAGUCUCCGAGAAAAUAAAAGUGCGUCAGAUUUCCCAUCAAAAGGAGCUGGUGAUGUAAAAUCUAAAGAUAGCAUUGCAAGUUUCAAUAUGCCUUCUACAACCAGUGCAUCCAGUUCUCCAUUUACUUUUGCUGCUGUUGCUUCAUCUUCUACAACAACUGCUGCUAUUCCUGCAUCUUUAACAACUACUGCUGUUACUACAUCUUUGACAGUUAAUUCAGCAAUUAGUGCAUCUUCAACAACUAAUGCUGCUAGUGUAUCUUCUGCAAUUACAACUACUGCUACUACCAGUACUGGAUUUUCAUUUGGUGCUACAACUAAUGCACCUUCUGCUGGUACUUUUGUCUUUGGUGCCAAAAGUGAGCCUGUUUCUACAGCUUCAUCACUAUUUAAAUUUGGCACAGCCACUCUUUCUACUUCUAAGCCUUCAACAACUGGCUUUGAAAAUAACUUGUCUGCAGCUGCUGUUGCGCCCUUCCAGUUUGGUAAAUCAUCUGUUGCAACGACAACUGCUCCCACAUUCGGAGCUGCUAGUAACACUUUUACAUUUGGAGCAGCUAAAAGUGAAUCAAACAAUUCUAUCAAACCUACAGUUUCUUCAUCUCCUGCAUUUGGUACUUCACAAUCAGUGUUUGGCACUGCUGUUAGUAAUGCAAUGUCUACCUUUGGGACAUCUGGAGGACUGAACCUUGCUGCUCCGACUGUCUCCAAAACAAAUCCUCUUUUCCAGUUUGGAGCUAAUGCUCCAUCUGCUGAAGCAUCUUGGGAAUGUUCUAGUUGCCGUGUGAAAAAUAAUAGUGAUAAAACUACAUGUUCAUCUUGUGGUACUCUUCGACAAGAGAAAAGCAUUUCAGGUUUUACAUUCAAAGGAACCAAUGAUGCAAAAUCAAACACCAGUGCCCUAAAUUUCAAAGCAGUCGCUACAACAAGUUCUCCCUCAAGCGGAUUUACAUUCAAUGCCCCUUCAACAACAACUGCUGCUUCAACUGGUUUUACAUUCAGUGCAACACCUGCAUCUUCUACUGGUAAUUUUGUGUUUGGAGCAAAAAGUGAGGCAACUACUGCAUCAACACCAUCUUUUGCAUUUGGUUCUGGAAGUGCUUCAACUGCCAAGCCUUCAAUUACUACCUUUGAAAAUAAUUUAUCAUCAACUCCAGCUGUGCCAUUUCAGUUUGGAAACCAGCCUACUAUUGCAACUAGUGCACCCACUAUUGGAUUUGGUGGAGCUGCUAGUAGUGCUUUUGCAUUUGGAAAUAAACCAGAAACUGUUAACUCUCUUCAACCAGCAGCUAGUUCUACUCAAAUGCCUGUGCCUGCAUUUGGUAGUGCACCUACUCAGCCGAUGUUUGGAAAUUCAACAACUCCCGCUUUUGGAAAACAAGCUCCAGGGGGUUUCAAUUUUGGUCUCCCCACUUCUUCCAACUCAACUCCUGUCUUCCAGUUUGGAGUGGAAAAGAAGCAAGCCACGCCACAAUCAGGAUUCUCUUUUGGUACUCCUUCUCAGGACGCCAUGAAUCAGAAUUUCCAACCUCAAUUUAAUAUUAGUACUCCGCAAUCUUUCAAUUUUGGGGCUACUUCUUCAGCCGGACCAUUUCAGUUUGCAGCAAGUAGUGACAGUUCUCAAGCAACAUCAGCAGGGCCACGUAAAAUUCGAAAAGCUUUCAGACGAAUGAAAUAGCAAGUUACAAACAAUGCUUCAAGCUUUUAAUAGAAGAAUUUAUAUAAAAAUAAACAAACCACGAGGUGCCUGAAAGCCGUACAGUUGUGGAAUUUUAUUUUUAACGUGACAUAAUGCAAAGAAAUACACACAAAGACAUACUGGAAUUUUUUAACAUUCAAACAGAAGACAUAAAUGAAUUAUACUUGUUACAAAUUCCACCUCUUUGACGGUACACAUACACACACUGCGUUCCAUAUCAGUCGCGUGUGUACAAUUGUGAAAGAAAUUUUAGAUUUCUUCACGCAAAGAAUUUGUUAAUUGUAAAUAAACUGCAUUGCUUUUCUUUCUUUCUUUUUUUAGAAAUGAUAAUGAACUCUCAGGAUGGUAUUUUUUUUUUAAAUUAAUUUUUCUAAAAAUUCCAAGAUUGUAAAUUGAAAACAUGAAGUUUCUGUACCUUAUGUUUGAUUCUAGAAUUUUUUUUUUUUUUUUUUAAUUGAAAAAUAGUUUCAAAUUUAUACUUCUCAUUUUUAAAGAACUGAAGAAUUACCUUGAUUGAAACAAUGACGAGGUCUUAGUUGCUCCUAUUUGACAAAAAUUCCCAAAAAUAUCAAUUUCUGUAUGUUGUAUAAAUGAAAUUGUUUAUGAAAUGUGUUGUUUCACCGUUAGUGCAUAAUUCAAGUUAGAUUGAUCGAGAGUUUACCUAAUAAAAAAUUGAGUAUCAACCAUAAUUAUGUAUGUUGUGUUUAUGCAGAAUGAAAUGUAACAAGAAAACAUAAUUAUGUUUUUAUGUGUGUUUGAUACUAUUUUAAUCUAUUUAAAUGUGAGUUACAAAAUAAUUUUAAUUUUUCAUCACCAUAAAUAUUUUUUUUUCUGCAUGGAUAUAUAUAUAUUAGGAAGUGUUGUGCCAUAUUAUUUUUAAAAUGAUUUAUUGGGUGAAAAUAAUCAAUGAGUUUUUUAUAAAAAAAAUUGCUUUUGUUUUUCCAUUAAAAUUUUUUAUUUAUUCUAAUCUUUUAUAAUCAAUUGAAUUUCUGUGUAAAAAAGAGGGGCGAUAUACUUUUAAAUGUGUUCCAAGUUACAUUUAACUUGCAUUUUUAAAAGAAGUAUUUUUCAUUCCAAAUUUAGACUUUGGGUCUUUUUAUACAUAAUUAUCAUAUUUUACAAGUCACUGCAGUUCAUUCAAACCAUAAUUUCAUGUCAGGAAUUUUGGUAUGUAUUGACCCUCUAGUCAUGAUCAUGGCAGUACUGAAAUUCAUGAUCAUGAAAUGCUUUGAUUAUGAAACGAUCAUGUUAUGAUAAAUAUGUCAUGAAACUUGUUAAUAUCAUUAUUAGAUUUUUUUGCUAUGAAAGUUGUGAACGGUACUUCAGUUGUAAAGGUAUUUCUAUCGUUUAGAAGAAGAAGAAAAAGUUCAUUAUCAUAUUGUAUAUAAUUAAAACAGACUGUAAAUCAUACAUGUUUGUAAAUUUGUUUUAUUUCCACUCAAGAUGCAGAUGUGGUGCCGACUGUUAUCUGUGAACUUUAUAUAUUAAAGGAAAGGACUUUAAUUUGAAUACUACAUUCUUAUAUAUAAAUUAUUAUAUAAUAAAAUAAAAUCUUUUAAAUUAUUGAGAAAAAAAAGUCCUGUGCUGAGAGCUCUCCAAGGCUUGUCAUCAUUGUAGCUGGAUUUUAGAAAGUGAGAAAUUUAUUUUUGAUACGGGAUUGGGGAGAGUUUUGGCUUCAAGUUAGCUCUAUGUUGUGUAUUUUUUUUCUGUUUCUUUUUGUCUUUAUUUUCAUUAUUGAUUCAAUGUUUCUCAAAUAAAAUUUUUCACAUUAUCUUGCUAA